Messenger RNA from Elaeis guineensis (African oil palm), 1074 nucleotides. RefSeq names its product DET1- and DDB1-associated protein 1. Gene Ontology annotation, cellular component: Cul4-RING E3 ubiquitin ligase complex. Gene Ontology annotation, biological process: positive regulation of proteasomal ubiquitin-dependent protein catabolic process. Lineage: Eukaryota; Viridiplantae; Streptophyta; Magnoliopsida; Arecales; Arecaceae. The record is from RefSeq and is a predicted model, not a curated record.
CCUUGGCUUCAUCUAGUCCCUUCUUUCUCUCACUGCUCUUCCUCUCCCUCCACAGAGUUCCCACAUCUUCGAUAUAAAAGAGUGUUUAGAGAGUGUGUGCCUUUCUCCCCUGUGGGCAAGAGACAAAGAGGAAAACGAGAGAGAGAGAGAGCACCUUGUUUCUCUUUUUUAUAGCUAUCCCCAUCUAUAAAUACUGGAUAAGCCUUGUAUCGUUGGAGCGAAGUGUUGCCGUAAAAAGCCAGUAAAUGGGGUCUUUGCUCGGGGACUGGCCCUCCUACGAUCCUCACAACUUCAGCCAACUCCGACCCGCCGAUCCGUCCGCUCAGCCUUCCAAACUCACUCCCGUCACAUAUCAUCCGACUCAUAACAGGACUCUUCCACCACCUGAUCAAGGACAGAAGGGGAGGAAUAUGCUUUAUAGCUUUCGGGCAUUAACAGAUGCAGUUCCUACACAGAUCAGGAUCGGUCCUGGCUUUUCAGGGACAUUGAUCGUCAUCCAAGCCUGUGCCAUUCUGCUUAUUGCAGAUUUUCUAUGGACGAUUGAUGGAUUCACUCUGAAAAUUUAUGCUACAUAAGAACAACAUAAUUAUAAGGACAUUCUUAUUUGACGGAGGACUAAAUAUUGAGAACUUCCAUUGCAUUUUGAACUACUGUUGCCGCUGGAAACUUUUUUUUCCUAAUUUCUGUUUGAUAAGCUACCUGAGCAGAGCAAGCAGAAUGAGUUGGGCAGACCGCCCAGUUAUACUCAGCUAGCCUCAUGAUUGGCUGUAUCUAUCUUCUGUAUCUUCCUUAAGUUUCGAUAUCAUAUCUGGAGUAAUACAUAUCCAGCUAUCCUGCCUCAACAAUCAGAUACGUUAAUAGAACUCAUUUUUGUUGUGUGCUUGCAAGUUUUGCAGAAUUCUCUAAUAUUUUAAUAUUAUUAUAUCAAUUUUAGUGUCUUUUUAUGAGAAACUAGUGUCCAAUAUUUCAGAAUCUAAACAGCGCUUUGAAUGUCAUCAUUAUCUCUGCAAUUUGAGUCAUAAUAUUGAUGUCAUAUUUUUAUUAUUCAGCAGAUACAUGUCAUUUAACAGCCAA